Trichechus manatus latirostris (Florida manatee) is the source of this 3524-nucleotide messenger RNA. RefSeq names its product tRNA methyltransferase 10B (gene TRMT10B). Gene Ontology annotation, biological process: tRNA N1-guanine methylation. Gene Ontology annotation, molecular function: tRNA binding. The transcript has 9 exons. Bases 177 to 1127 code for a protein of 316 amino acids. The record is from RefSeq and is a predicted model, not a curated record. Gene Ontology annotation, cellular component: nucleus; nucleoplasm. NCBI's taxonomy places the organism in Eukaryota, Metazoa, Chordata, Mammalia, Sirenia, Trichechidae.
AGUCACCACGCUCGCGGGCCGGACGGGUGCUGGGGAAGUAGCAUUUAACAGUUAUCUGGCCCAGGGUAUCCCACCGUCCUGGUUCUUUCCCUUCCGGUCUGCCUUCGCCUACGCAGCCUGAGGGCCAUGCGGGACCUACAGACGAGUCUGGGUGAACAGGACAGAGAACUAAGCACAUGGACUGGAAAUUGGAAGGGAGUGCUUGGGAAACAAAGUCGCACGUGCUGCUGGGCCAGGAAUGCCUCCUUGAGGACAUAGGUGAAGAUGAUGUCUCUGAAAGCUUCCAGCUUCUGCAGAUUGACAUGGAAUGUGAGAGCCAAGAGAGAAGGAGCCUGCCUACGGGCAGUGCAUCCUGGUGCUCGAAAAAUGUGCAAAGAAAACAGAAACACUGGGAAAAGAUGGUUGCAGCAAAGAAGAGCAAAAGAAAGCAAGAAAAGGAAAGAAGAAAAGCCAAUCGUGCUGAAAAUCCAGGCAUCCGCCCCCAGCACAGCAAACGUUUUUUGAGAACCUUAACCAAAGAGAGACUUUUGGAAGCCAAACACUCAGGACCAAGACUUUGUAUUGAUUUGAGUAUGACGGACCACAUGUCUAAGAAGGAGUUAAGUAGACUGGCAGGACAGAUCCGAAGGUUGUAUGGUUCAAAUAAAAAAGCUGACAAGCCAUUUUGGAUCUGCCUUGCUGGAUUCUCAAGAGACAGUCCGCUGUAUGAAGAGUGUUUGAGGAUGAAUGAUGGGUUUUCCAGUUACAUGCUAGACAUAACAGAAGAAGACUGCUUUAGUUUAUUUCCUCUGGAAACCCUUGUGUACCUGACACCUGAUUCUGAACAUGCUCUUGAAGAUGUUGAUGUAAACAAAAUUUACAUUCUUGGUGGACUUGUGGAUGAAAGCAUUCAGAAGAAGGUGACAUUUCAAAAGGCCCGAGAACACUCUGUCCAGACAGCCCGCUUGCCAAUCCAGGAAUACAUGAUCAGACGCCAGAAUGGAAAAAACUAUUACUCAGAGAUAUUGGCCAUCAAUCAAGUGUUUGAUAUCCUGUCCACUUACUUUGAGACUCGAAACUGGCCUGAAGCACUGAAGAAAGGAGUUUCUUCUGGAAAAGGCUAUGUUCUUCAGAAUUCAGUGGAAUGAUGGACAACCUAAGACUGCAGUUGCAGGAGGCAAAGUGCUAGAAGUGGAAGAAUGUAUUUUUAUGGUGAGGCGAAGCCCCUAGUGCCUAGAUGGCACCUCCUCCCUGCCUGAGGACCAACUAGCCACACUGCCUCACUCUUGUAAUACUUUUUUGGAUCCUUGUAUCAUAUGAGAAGCAGCAUGUUGUGACAUUUGCUUGGACUUCGAGCCAGAAAACCUGGGUCCAAAUCCCAGCUCCGCCACUUAAGUAGCUUUGGGACACUGAGGCUCCAGCUUCCGUUUUUUUUCUCCAGCCUCAGUUUUCUUAAGUGAGAAAUGGGAACAAUGCUACCUACCUUUCAGAGUUUUGAGAAUUAGUGUGUGGUGUCCUCAGCAAGUCACCGUUAUAUAAUGUCCUAGUAUGGAAGAGGGCAGACAUUUGAUACAUUAUACGUUAAUAUUGGAUUGAUUUUAUUUUCUAUUCUGAUCUUUCCCAGCCUAUCUAAUAAAUCCAUAGAGUAAAAUUAGGUCUGUGAUAGCAACUGCCUUUUGCAGAUUAUGCACAAGUAAACCAGAGGCAAUAGGGCUUGGGGAGUUUUUGUUUCCCCACUGAUUUCCAUUUGUAAUAUUUGCUAACAUCCUUUGAACACUUAUUAUGUUCCAGAGACUAUGCUAAGGAUUUUGUAUUAUUUUAUUAUCCCAACAACCCCAUGAGGAAGAUACUAUGUCAUUAUGUUUCCUUUUUUUUUUUUAACAGAUGAGAAAAUAAGUUUCACUAUUUGCUCUGCAUAUUGCAGUGAGAAUGUAUGCAUGUAUUAUUUUUGUAAAAAUAAAAAUAUAUAACUGUGGUUUACAGAGGGUGACAUUUCAAAAGGCCCAAAACCUGAUUAGGGUCACUCACUAGUAAGUGGUGGAGCCUGGAUUUUGAACUUAGGCAGUCUAAUUCCUGAGUCCCUGGGACAGAAGGGAAGCAGCUCAGCCAGGCCCCAGGGCUCAAGUAAAAUACCCAGGACAAGCUCACCCACAUUAAGGGUAGUUCACAAACUAUAGUGGGAAGCUGGUUGGAAGUGAAAACUCCUGCCUUUCCCUGCCUCCUUUCAGUAGGUCUGAAGUGGAGUCCAGAAAUUUGUGUUUGGUAUUUACCUCAGUGAAUUUGAUACAGCUGGUCUAGGGACCACAUUUUGAGAAACCCUGUUGUAUACUACAUUUGGGUACAUGCAGCUUGCACUUUAACUUGCUCUUUCCUUCUCUCCUGUCUACGGCUACAGUAAGAAUGAUUUCCCAUUUAGAUCAUCACUGGAGUCUUGAUCCAUCUGGCAGUUAGAAGAAGACUUGAAAAUAUGAAUGGCCCUCAUUAAGAGGCUCUAGAGAAACUUGAGAGCUUUCUGAGACUGCUUGGUCUGAGAUGGACCCCUCAAGGGUAGGUUAGACACAUACCCCAGUGAGUGAUCUGGUAUGGCUUUUGGAGAAACCAGGUUCUGUCAUGGUAUUCAUUUCUGGACAUGUGUCUUACAAGAAGCCAUUUUGUCUUCUGUAACUCAAGUAGAGAAAAGUAACCACAGCCACAGCCCCUGUUUAAUAUCAAACUGCCUGUUAGUGAAGGUUACACUAGAGCAGGGGUGAUAAGUAGGUUUUGUUAGCCCACCAUCUUGAUUGAACUGGUAACUGAGUUGCAAGCAGUUACAAGGCCUCAAAUCAAAUCCUAAUACCAGUUCCCAGUCAUCCAUUCAUAUGCCGUCAGUGUUACAGGGACUUCUACCUUAUUACCACUUGAGAGCCCUUGCCUUACUGGGGAGUGUGGCUUAAUGUAAUGCAAAGAUAGUUUCUUCCUCUCCACUCCUUCCUGGUCUCCAACUCUGUCAUAUCCCUGUGUGCAUCAAGUCCCAGCCCCUGGAUGGCCUGCUUCAGUUCACUCUUUUUCUCACUACUCCUUGUUUCCACUUACUACAACUGAGAUCAUCCAGAACUCCAUUUACCAGAAGACCAGAGGUCGGAUCUUCCCAACCUAUCCACCUGAGGCUUUGGGCCAGUCCAGCAUCUCACACCACAGCUGGUUAGAGUGUUAUGUCUGUCCUCUUUUCUUCCUGAUACAGGUCCUAUUUUUCCUGGAACUCUGGUUUAUUCCUAAUUCCAAAUCCACCUUUUUCUACUUAAACAGAUAGUAAUUCUUAUCAAUACUUUAUGUACAUAAACAGUACGUGUUUGUUUUUUUCCCAUACAAAAAUUUAUACAUACAUUGUUAUGCGACUCUAAUUGCUGUCCCUAUACUGUGACAGCACACUCCUCCUUUCCACCCGAUUCCCCAUAUCCAUUCAAUCAGCUAUCCCUCUCUGCCUUCGCAUCUUACCUCCGGAAAGACGCUACCCUUUAGUCUCUUUUGAGCUAAGAGGCACACUCCUCACAAGCAUCACUCUUACG